Molecule: messenger RNA, 1969 nt
Organism: Lingula anatina
Lineage: Eukaryota; Metazoa; Brachiopoda; Lingulata; Lingulida; Lingulidae
Biological process (GO): proteolysis
Cellular component (GO): extracellular region
Molecular function (GO): metalloendopeptidase activity; carbohydrate binding; protein binding
Source: RefSeq, a predicted model, not a curated record
AUGGCUUCGACGGUCGUAUUGUCAGCGCUUCUAUGUGUGUUUGCUGUAGGACUCAAUGCAGCACCCCCAGGAGGACCCAAGCUCCCUUCAGAAGACUGGAUGGAAGUAGCAGGAAUCUAUGGAGAUAACAUCGACGGAGAUAUCGUGGAGACCAAGAAUACAAGAUAUUCUAUUACCAAAACCUGGCCAGGCGGGGUUGUACCAUACGUCAUUGACCCAACUAUACAAUCUGAGGGCAGACAGAGGAUAGGUAAUGCGGUGAAACAUUACAAGGAGAAGACCUGCAUCCAAUGGAUACCGCGAACCAACCAGAGAGAUUACGUUCUCUUUACAGCUGCGGGCAAAGGGUUCAACAGCCCUAUUGGUAAGGUCGGUGGUAUGCAGAAGAUUAACUUAGAGUUCGCCUGCACGCGCUACGACGACGCCGCCGUCAUCCACGAGAUGAUGCACAGUUUGGGAUUCGGUCACGAGCAAAAUCGUCCCGACAGAGAGAACUUCGUGAGAAUCAACACCCAGAAUAUUGGAAAGUUCGCUACUGCCUUCAAGAAAACAAGCACUGGUCUCACUCAGCUGACCCCAUACGACUACACCAGUGUCAUGCACUACGGCGCCAAAUCCUUCAGUGCCAAUGGAAAAGAGACAAUCUCAACUCUCACCGGCGAAACCAUUCGGCCAUCUAAGGUGUUGAGCGAAAUGGAUAUAUUUGAACUGUCUUUGAGAUACAACUGCCAGCCGAAGCACAAUAUGCAAGCCAAAGUGGCAUGCGAAGGCAAUUCUCUCAGUAUUUCGUGCGGGACUGGCCGUAUCUCUGUCGUUGGCUCCGUCUAUGGACGAAUUGACAAAAACACCUGUACUAACAGCGUCUUUACAACCGUCAGCAACUGCGCAUCCACAACGGCGCCGGCCAAGGUCAAGGCCACGUGUGACGGGAAGAGCUCGUGUCAAUUACGUGCCACGACCUCGACCUUCGGAUCUGACCCUUGCCCCGGAACACACAAAUAUCUGAACGUUGUGUACAAGUGCAUUGGCGGCAGCGGAACUGGGACCGGCACCGGGACAGGCACCGGAACAGGCACAGGAACGGGCACGGGGAAUUGCGCUUCCAUGACGAGGUACCCCAACUCCUUUUACGUCGGUGGAGAUGACAUAAAGAGUAUGACAGGCGUCACAGAGCAGCAGUGUGAAAGCGCAUGCGCAUCAAACAGCAAAUGUCCUGCCGCGUCUUAUAGGGCCUCAUCACGCACUUGCUGGCUGCACGCCACCCUCCGCAAGAAAGGCUCCCUUACUGGUUGGACCGCCUUUGAGAAGCCUGCUCAAUGCGCUACCAUAACAACUGUUGUUGUCACCAAUCCACCAUGUGUCAUGAACACGAUAGCCGGACAAUUUGUCAUCGGAGGCGAGGAUAUUCGCGCAUUUAAUGCUAAAAGUGCUAGCGCCUGCUCCGACGCCUGCUUGAACGAACCGAAAUGUCCUAUGGCAACUUACAAGGCUAGCAGCAAGACUUGCUGGCUCCAUGCUACCUCCAGAAGGAAGGGCACGGCCUCGGGGUGGACCGUGUUUGAGAAGGGCGCCAACUGCUAAACUGCUUUCCACGUCAACGCAGUCCCUUCCAAAUUUUAUAUGGUACUGAUUUUCUCAGCUGAAGGGUUUGGAAAAUGGGGAAAGCGCUUCCAUUUUUAAAUGGCAGUCAUUUUGUUGAAAUAUGCGUUCUUUGUGUCACUUUGUUGAUAGGCCUGUACACAUACACUGAAUAAUAAAUUAAUAGACAAAACAUUUCCCUGGUCUAGAUGGCGACCUAUAACAUUAAAAUUUGAAAAGUAUGUAGAUCAUGUCAGUAAGUCUGUUUGGUCUUCUGUCCAGUACUUGUUAACUAAUCUGGACAACCCCAGUGACAAAAACUUAAACAAAAAUCCAUUAAACUACUGCGGGGGUACAGUCAUUAAAUCUCGGUUCCAUUGGGACGACACAU